CCAAUGGGCGGAAGGCAUAAGUCCCAUGAGGCUCGGAGGAAGCCCGCGGCUGACAAAGAGGCCUUUUAUUCCCAGUAGAAUCAGAUCGCACAGAUGCAGGCAUAAGCCGACAUAACUUUAGGAAAAUCUCCAAACUUAACACAACAAGUGAAGUGAUCAACCAUUUUGACGUUUAUCGGCUUGUCAAUCCAGGACAGUGUCAUGUCGUCUGCAGGCGCUUCUGUUUCGGAAAUGUGGAGAAAAGAAGGGAAUCAACAUUAUGUUUCCGUUAGAGAUUCUCUGACUCCAGACUUGCGUCGUCAGCGAUUGCUGUCAGCCCUGAAAUGCUAUUAUAAAGCGAAUGAUUUUAGCAACACUGCUGUAGAACGUUCCUCUGCUGCCAAAAACACUGGCAUGGCAGCAUGGAAACUCGCGGUCGUUUUACGGAUUUGCAACGAGAGGUUCUCCCUGCAGCAGCAUUACUUCAAAGAGGCAAUACAGCAUUUUAACCUGGGAAUAACUAGUGGUGAACCAGUACAGUCCGAGGAUUGGGUGAAGAAAGUGACAGGGAUGUUGUUUUCCUGCACUCAGGAGGCUUUGCAAAAUUGUGGAAAUCUGGAGACAGACCAACGUGUGCAAGCCAUAGAGGAGUACUUAAAUUAUUUAUCGCCAGAUCACCCAUCUCCAAGAACGGACUGCUUCAUCGAGAUUGCAAAUGUACUUUUUAGAGCUGGAAUAACUUCCCUUCAAAUUGGUAACUACAAGGACUGUUUACAACGUAUGCACCAGUGUUAUCAGCCUAUAGAAGAGGGGAAGCGCAGUGCCAGAGAUGGUAUAGACCUGCUUCAAGAGUUGCAGAUUUUAGAAAAUGAUGUCUUCAUUCACACGUGUGUGUCUGAGUCCAUUCAAGCAAGGACCACAGGUGAUGAAAUACUUCAAGGUAUUCUACUAAAUGAGGAAGACCUCAACAUCUCCAUGAUCUGGGAAGUGGUGGACUGGUAUAGGAGGGCAGUGCUGCUAACAAGAGAGCUUGAGGUUGAAAUGGAAGCUAUUGCUCUGAGUCGCAUUGGUAAAGUGUUUGACAAGGUGCUUAAGAUGAAAGUCAAGGCCAAGGAAAGCUAUAUGAGAUGCAUUCAUCUGGCCUUGUCCAUGUAUCCAAGAACAUUCAGUGAUCAAGACUGGUAUCAGGAGGCCAACCAAACAUUGGAGCAAUACCAACAGGAGGUCCAACAACAGGAGGAUUAUCUCUGGCAGAAAGAGAGAGCUGAAACACUGAAAGAACUGACAGCAGAAAUCAAACAGCUAGACCAGAAGGAAAAUGAAUACCAUACAUCUUUCUUGCAGUUUGUGUACAAGACCUUCCCACCUAAGAAUCCAAAGUUCGGGCUUUCAGAGGAAGCUAAAAAAGAGAAUGCUUAUCUUGAAAGUAGCAAGGUCAAAAAACUCCUCCAGCAGGCUGUUGUACACUACCAUCCUGAUAGACAGAAACAAUAUAAUGAUAAGAAAUGGCUGGUUCUGAGCGAAGAGAUCACCAAAAGGCUGACAAAGCGCUAUGAACAAACGAAGUGAAGUAAAGUUGCAUUAAUGAAAUUUGCUGUAGAUCGAUUAAAACUGAGGUGCUGAAAUCAUCAUUUAGUAUAAAUAUGUUGCUGACUAGCUGAACAUUUUUAACUGUUGGACACUUAGAUUUACAGAAAGGUGAUAAGGUUUGAGUGGAACUUCGUUUAGGUACCGUUAUCACUAUGCUGUUGGGUGAAGCAUUAGAAAAGGUCACUGUUGUGACAAACAACAUGGAAAGCUUGAUCAUAUAGUCAAAAUUGUUGUACUUUCCACAAUUUAUCUUGUUUAAAACAUUGGAUAGGUGCUUUAUACCGGUAGUUGGACAGCUUAGUUGUGUUUUAGUGUCCAAAUAAAUAUGCAUUUUAUGAACCUGGUAUACUAUAACUCUUAACUUAGUUAUUAGUGGUAGAUGUGGAGUACAAGCACCCAUUUUUGUGGUGGCUUUUUGUGCCAAAAGCAAUAUUUAUGUUGCUGUCUUUCCCUGCCAUAUAAUGCUGAAGUUUAUCAAUCAGCUGUUAUUGCAACGCCUCUUAGGAAAAGCCAGAAAAUGGUAAAAGCAGUUCUUCUACCUUCUUAUAUCUUAAAAUGAUAUGCAGAAAUGAUGUGUAGAUGCAGAAAUUGGGUUAGCAUUGGAAAUUAUUAAAACGGUUGUUCUUUCAAGAUUUAUCUUGUUUAACACCUUUGAUGUGUAGUGUAUGUUUAGACAGUUGUGUUUUUAAUGUCCAAAUAAUUGUGUAUUUUAUUAAUCAGUACAAGAGUAAUAAUUUUAGUGUUAGGUGUAGGGGUCAAGCACCCAUUUUAGCACUGAAAACAUUGUGUUACUAUGCUUUCUGAUCAUCAGUCUUGUUUGGUUUAAAACUCGAAGUGACCCAAUAAACUUGUUUUAGAAUCA
This is a messenger RNA of Lingula anatina, 2431 nucleotides long. RefSeq lists its product as uncharacterized. Lineage: Eukaryota; Metazoa; Brachiopoda; Lingulata; Lingulida; Lingulidae. The record is from RefSeq and is a predicted model, not a curated record.